GUUUAAUCGACUGAUCCUGAUGUGACAAUUCGUUACUGAACUACCCAUCAACUUCGUCCAUUAUUCAAAAUUGUUGAAGAUUUGAAUGAUAAAAAAUAUAAUGUGUGCAUUACACGAAGCUUUGACGCCAAUUUCUUGGCUCGCUGGUCGCUGGAGGACUGAAGAAGGCCGCGGUACAUAUCCGAACAUACCGGAUUUUCAAUAUCAUGACGAUUUGGAAUUCCUUUGCAUCGGUCAACCAAUGUUCAACUUCAAAUCAACGUCAACGCAUCCUGAAAAGAAGACUCCAAUGCAUCAGGAACGAGGGUUUCUCCGCAUUAAGCCUGGAACCAAUGAGCUUGCUUUCGUAGUCAGCCACAACUUUGGCCUCACAUCCCUCGAAGAGGGCCACUGUGACGUAGAAGCUAAACAAGUAACGCUUGAGACCGUGAGCCUAACGAGAAUAUCAUUUGCAAAGCCUCCGUUUGUUAAAAAACUGAAGAGGGUUAUAACGUUGGUAGCACCAGAUACGUUGGAAGUUCUUCUCUGCAUGGAGACCGACAGUACUCCCUUGACGGAACAUUUGAAAGCUGUAUACAAGAAAGUUGAGGAGUAGGUUAUGUUCUAGAAAGUUCUAUGUUCCAAAUAAAAUUAUUAUUUCCUAAGUAUUUAUUAAUUUAAC
Molecule: messenger RNA, 661 nt
Organism: Trichoplusia ni (cabbage looper)
Lineage: Eukaryota; Metazoa; Arthropoda; Insecta; Lepidoptera; Noctuidae
Product: THAP domain-containing protein 4-like
Exons: 2
Coding region: 86-595 (169 amino acids)
Source: RefSeq, a predicted model, not a curated record